GGCAGGGUGCCAACCUGUCAGAGUUGCCUCCUGCUUCUGCUACCACCCAGUCUCCAUUCACGGUACCCUGCCCAGACGCAGGAGGGGAGGGAACAGUGCUAACCCCUCCCCCGGACAUUACACCUGGGACCCAAGAGCCAAUCACUCGCAGCCAACGGGACACGGGCACGUUUUACAGGGACCCGGAAAAGUCCGUCAACCCAUGCCAUCCCCACUGGUCCAAAAUGUCAUGGACGACUUCCACACUUAUACGAGUUCUCCAGGGACCAGUACAUCAUGGACUGUCCCUCUGAGAAACUUCGCAGGGAGCUGGAGGAAGAGCUCAAGAUGAACUGCGAGGAACCACAGAGCCACGCGUGGUACCACGGAGCUAUACCUAGACAGGUCGCAGAGAACUUGGUGCAGCGGGAUGGAGAUUUCCUGAUCCGUGAUUCGCUGUCCAGCCCAGGAAGUUACGUUCUGACCUGCCAGUGGCGUAAUGCCGCUCAGCACUUUAAAAUCAACAUGAAGGUAGUCACUCUGAACGAGGCCUACUCGAGGGCCGAGUAUCGGCUGGACAGGGAAGGCUUCGACAGCGUUCCCGCCCUCAUAAGAUACUACGUCGGCAACAGGAAACCUGUCUCUCAGGUGGUCGGAGCCAUUAUCUUCCAGCCAAUCAACAGGGGGUUGCCGCUGCGGUGCCUGGAGGAGAAGUACGGGUUGGCCAACAGCCACAAGGAGGCGGGACUAACACUGCCGGAGAGGCGGAGUCAGAAACGGCUCAGCCUGAACAUCACGAACGGACAUUCGCACGACAACGCGCACGCCGUGCACGACAACACACACACACAGGACAACGGCGCGGGCCGAGGGAACCAGCUCAGGUUGAAGGACAGGUGCGGCAGCCAACCAGCGAGCCUCAAUCAGGUUCAGGAGCGUCGACGCCCACUAAAGGCACACCAGUCGGAGAGUUUCCUCCCUCUCGGUUGCAGACCCCAGGCCCAGAACCCGGACCCUCUCCUCCCUAGCCCAAUUUCCAAGUCGCCAGUCUUUCGGACGGGUAGCGAGCCGGUCUUGAGCCCCUCCAUCCCGCGGAGAUCCAUGGACACCCUGGCAGGCCAAGCCAUCCGAGGCUCUGACAGCCAGCUCUGCCCCAAACCGCCUCCUAAACCCAGCAAGGUGCCCUCCCUCCGGAUGCCCUACUCCUCCUGCCUCCAGCCUGUGGCCCUCUCCUCCUCUUGCUCAACCUUCACCAGCCUCGCUUCACCUUCCUCGGACACCACGAACACAGAACCUCUUAGCUGUACGUGGAAAAAUGGAGCCUCCAUGACCCCACCUGUGCCCCCUGUCAAGCCCCUGAAGUUUCAGCAUCCGCUCCACAUCAGUGUGGACCCCCAGAGCGCCCCGGCUAGCAAUCUGGGCCAGUUACCCGAUGGCAUGGAACUACCGGGUCAAACGGCUUGCCAGCUCCUCUGCCCCGCAGAACUCCCCAGCUCCGGCCUCCCUCAGGAGUGGGAGGAUCUAAACUCCACCAGCCACACCCCUAUCAUAGACUAUCCCCCCGAGUUCCAUGUGCAGCCCUGCGGCUACGUGGAGCGACUACAGAGAGAGGGGGAAGGAGGGAGGAGGGAGGGGGACAUGGAGAGGGAGGAGCAAGAGGAAGAGGGCAGGGAGGCGGGGGGGCGGAGGGGGCUGGACCGGAGCUCCUACCAUCACGCCAUCGCGGCCUUGGAAAACACCAGCGAAGAAGAGGAGGAGGAAUGGGAGAGGGAAGGAGGGGAGGAAGAAGUGAUGAAGAAGAGGAGGGAGGUGGAGAAGAGUGUUUUCCGGUGCCCGGUGAUGGAGACGGUGUCGGCGUUCCAGCCAGCAGAGUUCAGCUCGCGCCUCUUGCCGUCGGAGAACAAGCCUCUGGAAAUGGCGGUUUUGAAAAGAGCCAAAGAGCUGGUGCUGAGCCAUGAUCACCACAGCAUAGCCAGACACUUACUCAUGGCAGACUGCCAGGUGGCUAGGAUACUCUGUGUGUCUGCAGAGAUUAAAGGUCAAAUGGGCGUGGCCUCAGGUCUGGAACUGGUGACCCUGCCACAUGGUCAACAGCUACGGCUGGACCUGAUGGAGAGGCACCACACCAUGGCCAUCAGCGUUGCCGUGGAUAUUCUGGGAUGUACCGGCAGCGUGGAGGAGCGGGCGGCCACGUUGAAUCGCAUCAUCCUGGUCGCGCUGGAACUGAAGGACGCCGUUGGCGACCUGUACGCCUUCACUGCCCUAAUGAAAGCUCUGGACAUGCCGCAGAUCAGUCGUCUGGAGGAGACAUGGACCGCCCUGAGGAGGAACUACACACAGACUGCUAUCAGCUAUGAGAAAACCCUCAAACCUUUCUGCAAGAACCUCUAUGAGGGCACUGCAUCCCUUCCCACCGUGAUCUGUCUGCCCCUCCUCCUGCCCCUCCUCACCCUCAUGGAACGGCCGUCAAACACGCCGGAGGGGGCGGAGCUCUGGGAGACCAGCGAUCAGGGCUGUGACAUCAUGCUGCGCCACCUCGAAGCUGCCCGCAGCGUUGCACAAAAUGCACACAGCUUCACGGCCAACGCCAAGAAGCUGCUGCAAGAGUUCCAGUGCGAUGAAGACCUAUUGGAAGUGUUAAGGACAGACUUUCAGCUGCGGUUGUUGUGGGGAAGUCGUGGCGCCGCCGUGAACCAGUCGGAUCGCUACAGCAAAUUCACCCUCAUCCUCACAGCUUUGUCCCGGAAACUGGAGCCCCCGCCCAAAACACACACCCAGAUCUGAGCAACACACACACACACACACUCACAUAUACACAUUAUUUAAUGCAACGAGGGUAUUUGUAAGUUGGCUGUGACCCUCUGUUUAAAAACAAAGAAAGAGCACUUCGCUUCUUAAAGAAAUAUGACAAUAAAUAUAUGUAUAUAUGUAUUUGACAAAGGGAAGGCAAAGAAUAAAUUACUAUUCGGUAGCAUUUUAGAAUCAAGACCCCUCUCACUAUCACACACUGAAGGGCGUAGUGUGGUGUAGCAGUUAGCUUGCUAGCAGGUAUGAACAGUGAGCAUGGUACUAUUUCACAGCCAUUGGCGACACGUAGGAGCUGCCCGGCACUGAACGCUGCACGAAGCCGAGCUAACAGAAACCCGUCGGGAGUCCUUGUGGAUUUAUGACCACCGGCUACGGAAAGAGAGCACAGCCUGGCUGCUCAGAGGGAUGCACGGACACGGGUUCAGACGUCAAGUUGUAUACAUGAACAGAAGCCAAAUCCUGUAUUCAUAAAGGGGUCUCAGCCAGGGAUCGGGCUGGGGUCUCAGCCAGGUCGAUAUGCAUGUAUACUGACACACACACACACACACAAACAAAUGAACACUAUCUAUAUGUGUGUCUAUAUAUAUAUAUGUACAGUGGAAUAAUGCUACAUUAUUCCGUCAGAGGGAUGGGCCUUGAACCAACCCUGUACAGCAGCGUUUUAAACAACAGAUGGGGACCCAAGGCAGGUCUUUCCGGCGGGCCCCUCGCGUGUUAAGAAGACCGAUAUGUCUUAAUUAGCCCGGAUCUUAAACCGAUAGCAUCAGAUUACGGUUCAGGAUUCCAGCUAAAAGAAGUGGAAGAAAUUUGGAUUGGGAAAAAGUGGAACCGCUCCUCAUCCAAACCGUCUGAUGUUCCAGUCUGUUUUGCUCGGUUCUCCUUCUCCCGGCCACAAGUGGUUUCAUUCGUUUCCUCGGCCGAGGCCAUCGC
Lampris incognitus (smalleye Pacific opah) is the source of this 3717-nucleotide messenger RNA. RefSeq names its product BCAR3 adaptor protein, NSP family member (gene bcar3). Bases 277 to 2763 code for a protein of 828 amino acids. NCBI's taxonomy places the organism in Eukaryota, Metazoa, Chordata, Actinopteri, Lampriformes, Lampridae. The transcript has 14 exons. The record is from RefSeq and is a predicted model, not a curated record. Gene Ontology annotation, biological process: positive regulation of peptidyl-serine phosphorylation; small GTPase-mediated signal transduction. Gene Ontology annotation, molecular function: phosphotyrosine residue binding; guanyl-nucleotide exchange factor activity.